UAUAUAUAUAUAUAUAACAAGGGGAAAUUACAAGUGAAGAUUAAGCAAUAAAAGCAAUGUUACACACACACAACCGACGAAUUAAUAAAUUCUAGUUUGAUUUGCAAAAUAGUGAAUAAAGGUUAAAAUUAGUACAAACACAUAGAAAUGAUGAUGGAGUUGAGUCAUAGUCUAACCCUCAAUGAGGAUGCUCUUGAUCAGAUUCCUGAAGCUAAAAGACCAGUUUUUAUAUUUGAAUGGUUACGUUUUCUGGAUAAAGUUUUAGUUGCUGCACAAAAGAGUGACAUAAAAGGAUGCCAACAAAAAUUGGUAGAACAAUUGACUAAACACAUGCAAGGUGCACCUGGACCUCCCACACGACGUCUUAUUGCAAGAUGUCUUGCUACUUUAUUUAGUGUAGGUGAUACGUUCCUUCUAUUUGAUACCGUUAAUAAGUGUAAUGAUAUUCUUAAAAAUAAAGAUGACUCGCCAAGUUUCUUACCGACAAAAUUAGCUGCGAUAUGUUGUGUCGGAUGUAUGUAUGAAAAAUUAGGAAGAAUGAUGGGAAGAUCCUAUGAAGAAACUGUACAAAUUCUAAUAAAAUCUUUACGUUCUGCAGAAUCACAAACGCGAAUAGAAAUUAUGCAUACUUUAGAAAAGGUAUGUGCUGGUAUGGGAUCUGCAAUAACAAAUGUUCACAAAGAAAUAUAUAAAGUUUCUAGACAUUAUUUAACUGAUAGGGUAAUGGCUGUUAGGUGUGCUGCUGCAAAGUGCUUAUUAGAAAUGUUAAAUCAUGCACUAUUCCUUUGUACAACAGAGAUAGAAAGUGUAGCAACAUUGUGUUUUCGAGCAUUUGAAGGCUCAAAUUAUGAAGUAAGAUGCGCUGUAGCCAAAUUAUUAGGCUCAUUGGUGGCAAUGACACAAAUUCCAACUCCUAAAGGAAAAAAUCUAGCAGUUAUACAAAACAAAGGUGGUAAACAAACAUCUUUGGAAGAAGUGUUAAAUAUUUUAAUGUCAGGCUUUUUGAGAGGUGGAGUUGGUUUCUUAAAAGGUACUGGUGAAAUAAUCAAAGGUACUUCCAGUAUAAAUAGAGAAGUUCGAGUCGGUGUCACUCAUGCAUAUGUUGUAUUUGUUCAAAUGUUAGGAGGUACAUGGUUAGAACGAAAUAUCGGUGUAUUAGUAGCACAUGUAUUAGAUCUCGUAACUAAUCCAAAAGCAGCUAAUUCGCAUGUUGAUGCAGUAUAUUCGAGAAAAUGUGUUAAUUUUAUAUUACAUGGUACAAUAGGAAAAUUACUCAGUGAAGGAGCUCAAGCUGCUGCUUGUAAAGAAAUAGCACAUAUAAUAUUGAAACAGAUGAAUUCAAUUGAUUUUAGUCCAGAAAAUGCUAAAGACUGCAAUCAAGAAACAUUAUUCAGUCAACAUUUACUAGUAUGCGCACUUCAAGAAAUGGGAAAUUUAAUAUUAGGAUUGGGUACAACAGCAUCCAAUUUAUUAUCUGAUCAAUCUUUGAGUUUAACGGAUACAAUCAUGGCUGUUUUAAUACAUCCAUGUCAAGCAGCAAGACUUGCAGCUUCUUGGUGCUUGCGUUGCAUUUGUGUCGCUGUCCCCAGUCAAAUUACACCUUUAAUUGAUAGAUGCGUAGAGGGUAUUGAAAAUAUGCGAAGUUCACCUGAGGCUAUUGCUGGUUAUAGUAGUGCACUUGCUGCUGUUUUAGGGAGUGUUCGUUUUUCACCACUUGGUGUGCCACAUACAAAGGGAAAAAUAAUUUUCAAUACAGCAGAGGAACUUUUAAGAAGUGCAAGUCAAAAUAGUCGUUUGUCACUAAAUAGAACCCACGCUGGCUGGCUUUUGAUUGGAGCUAUAAUGACACUAGGUACAGCAGUGGUUAAAGGUUUACUACCAAGAAUGUUACUUUUAUGGAGGAACUCUUUUCCACGUUCAAAUAAAGAAUUAGAAAGUGAAAAAGCACGUGGUGAUGCAUUUACUUGGCAAGUAACAUUAGAAGGUCGAGCAGGUGCUUUAUCUGCUAUGCAUAGCUUUUUAUUACAUUGUUCAGAACUCUUAAACGACGAUAUUACAAGACGACUUUUAACGCCAAUUGAAUCGGCGCUUGCAAUGUUAACAAAUCUAUCUACAGUGCUUAAAAAUUACGGGCAGCAAUUAAAGGCCCCUGCUGCUAUGGUCCGUUUACGUUUAUAUGAAACUUUAUUAUUGUUGCCACCUCAAACUUUUGAAGGUUCUUAUACUCAUCUUUUAAGAAUGUUAGUAUCAGAAUUUACACUGACGGAAAAUCCUGGGAAUACGACAACAUCUUUAUUACGUACUGUUUGUCAUGCUAAUGAUUCCGUCAUUCUUGGUACAUGGCUACAAGAAACGGAUCAUCGUAUGAUUGAAGAUCAAUUGGAAUCAAACAGAAGGGCAGAUUUGGAUCAUUUGCAACCCAAUAGUGCUGCAGGGUCUGGAGCAUUAGAACAUAACUCUUGUUGUUUAUAUCGUCCAGUUCCUCAUGAUGAAAUAGUCCCUGGACCUUUGCCUUUGGGAGUAGCAGUUAUUGAUCUUUCUAUUUCUCUCUUUGGACAAAUCUUCCCUCGUGUAGCAAAUAAACAUAGAUUACAAAUGCUAGAUCAUUUCAGUGAAUGUAUAAAGCAUACAAAAUCUGGUAGGCAAGAAGCCAUACAAAUGAAUGUUUUUACGGCUGUAUUAAGUGGUUUAAAAGGACUCAAUGAAGCAAAGACUGGCUUUGGACAAGAAGAUGUUAAAAAAUCAGCGACUAAUCUUAUUAUAAGUACACUUGUAAGCAGUAACUCUAUCUUACGAUGGGCUGCAGGAGAAGCUGUUGGAAGAAUGGCACAAGUUAUUUCAGAUCCUAAAUUCACAGCAGAAUUAGCACAAACCAGUUUUGAUCGAUUAAAGUCUGCUCGUGAUGUUGCAAGUAGAACAGGGCAUUCUUUAGCAUUAGGUUGCCUUCAUAAAUAUGUUGGAGGAAUGGGUUCCAGUCAACAUCUCAAUACUAGCGUUAGCAUAUUACUUGCUCUUGCACAAGAUAAUUCAUCUCCUGUAGUGCAGGUAUGGGCAUUACAUGCUCUUGCCCUUAUAGCUGAUUCAGGUGGACCAAUGUUCCGAGGUUACGUGGAACCUACAUUAUCUUUGGCAUUAACUCUUCUUCUAAAUGUUCCUCAAUCUUAUAUUGAUGUACAUCAAUGUAUAGGAAAAGUAUUGUCUGCUCUUAUUACAACAAUAGGACCAGAAUUACAAGGGAAUACUACAACGAUUUGCAUGGCUCGAUCAUCGUUUUUAUGCGCUUGUGCUAUUAUGCAAGAUCAUCAAGAUCCACUUGUACAAGCUGAAGCUACAGGAUGUCUUCAACAAUUACAUUUAUUUGCACCUAGACACGUCAAUUUAUCUUCUCUUGUUCCUACAUUAUGCCGAACCUUAUCAAGCAAUCACUUACUUUUGCGUAAAGCAGCUAUAUCGUGUCUUCGUCAACUUGUUCAACGUGAAGCAAAAGAAGUUUGUGAACAUGCAAUGACACUAGCAAAUGAAAGUAGAGGUACUAAUGUAGUAGAAGGACUUGUUAUAACAGAAACAGGGCUUCCAGGAGUUUUAUUUAGUAUGCUAGACACAGAAACAGAUAGCAAAUUAAUUAAAGAUAUACAUGAUACAUUAACGAGUAUGUUACAAAUAUUAGCUGCUGAUAAUUUGUCUCAGUGGUUAUCACUUUGUAAGGAUGUACUGACAAUUGCAUCAGAAUCAAGUACAACUGAAGAAGGGAAUAUUGCAAAUAUCGAAGACAGUACAGCAGAUAAUGAAAAUACUGAUGUAGAAGGAGAUGAUGAUCAAGCAGAGUUUCAUGCUGAUGAAUCUACAAAACAACGACCAUCCAUAACUCCUCGAUGGCCAACAAGAGUUUUUGCUGCUCAAUGUGUAAGACGUAUAGUAGCUGCUUGUGUAAAUAAUAAGCAAGCUCAUUUUGAUCUUGCAUUAGCUAAAGAAAUGCAAUUAUCUAAAGGAAAAGGUGAUUUCUUAGUAUUACAUCUCUCUGACUUGGUACGAAUGGCAUUUAUGGCUGCAACUAGUGAUUGUGACCCAUUACGUCUUGAAGGUCUUAAAACAUUACAAGAAAUUAUUGAUAAGUUUGCUAAAGUUCCUGAACCAGAAUUUCCUGGACAUCUUUUACUUGAACAAUUCCAAGCACAAGUAGGUGCUGCAUUGAGACCAGCAUUUUCUACAGAAACAGCAUCUCAUGUAACAGCUGCUGCUUGCGAAGCUUGCAGUGCUUGGAUUGGAAGUGGUGUUGCUAGAGAUUUAAAUGACUUAAGAAGAGUACAUCAGUUGCUUGUUUCUUCAUUAGAAAAGUUGAGAGAAGGCCAUACACGUCCACAGCUAUACAAUGAAAGUCUGUCUACUCUUGAACGUCUAGCGAUUUUAAAGGCAUGGGCAGAGGUAUAUGUAGUUGCUAUGAUUAAGGAUGGUACAGCAUUAAAUAGUUAUAAUACGUCAAUUACUAAUAUAAAUCGAGCAGACGAUAGCACUGGUAAAGAAUUUGGAGAAUUCGAAUUUCAAAAUGAAAGUUUGUUAAGUUUAGUACAACCUGAGCUUUUAAGUUUGAGUCAAUAUUGGUUAGCUGCUUUGAGAGAUCAUGCUUUACUUUCAUUACCUCCAGAAUUCUCCAGCCAGUUACCACACGACGGUGGGGCUUUUUAUACGACAGAUACAAUGGAAUCUGCUCGUCCUCAUUAUGCAGAAUCAUGGGCCCCAAUACUUCACGCUGCUGCUUUAUGGCUUAACGCAAAAGGAUUUGGAAUGUCAAAUACAAAUGAUGAAACAAAAACUUCAAAUGUUUCUAGUAAUAAUUUAAACAACAACAAUAACAAUAGUAAUAAUAAUAAUAUUUCAACUAGGAUUGAUACAAAUGUUGAACGUUUCCACCUACUUUUUGGAAUAUGUAUGGAAGCAUUGUGUAGUCCACGUUCAUCUGAGUCUACACAAAAUAUAGAAACAUGUUUAAAUGCUUUAUAUACCUUACUUGAUUCUGUAUGGGCUCGUAAAAUUUUAAUUACAGACAAAUCAUUAUCUAUUGAAUUGUGUAAUGUUUUACAUAGAUUACUUUUAACAAGAGGAAAUUAUAUUAUUCAAAUGAUAACAAUGGAAGUUUUAAAACAAGUAAUGAAAGCAGCUCAAGAAGAUUUGACAGAAAAAAAGAAAGAAAAACAAAAAGAAUUAUCACCAACAAACGAAGAAAAUAACGAAAAAGUAGAAUUUGACUUAUUGGGUGAAGGAGGAGAAACAGGAGAACUUAUACCAGGCAAAUCAUUAGUCUUUGCCUUGUUAGAAGUAUGUUUGUGCUUAUUAGUUCGUCAGAUACCGGCAUUAAAUCCUAAUCCAGGUAGUGCGACUGCUAUUUUAUCUCAAAAAGGUUAUAUACCAACAGAAGAAAGUGGAAAACUUAUUGCUUCUGCUUUAAAUAUAAUGGAAUCACUUCCAGUACUUUGCUCACCACAAGGUGCUAUAGCAAUUUUACCAACUUUAUUAUACUUGGCAACAGGUGUAAUAAGAGAAACAGCAGUACGAGUUGAUAAUGAUUUUGGAAAACUAGGUUCAGAAACACCUGUUCAUGCAGCAUUGCAUUGCGUUAAAAGUCUUACUACUAACAAGUAUGCAAAAGAUGAUAGAAGCCAAACUCAGUGGACGGGACUAUUACAAAGUGCUUUAGCAAAAGUUAUUGAUCUUGCUAAAACAGGUAAUGAUGAAACAAAAAUGGAUGAAGUGGCGAUGAUGUUAAGUAUUGCUGUAUUUGUCCUACAUGCAUUACCAGAUGUUAUCAGUGCACCAAAUUUACAGUUUCCUUGUAUAAAUCAUUUUAGACAUGCUUUUCAGUCAGAGAAUAUGCUAGUUAAAUUAAAGUGUGUUCAGACCUUGAGAACGAUAUUCUUACAUCCAGAACGUAUGAUAAGUACUCCCUAUAUUCAUUCAUUGGCACCUAGAUUAGUGGAAUAUUUAUAUAGUGAUAAGAGUAAACAAGUUACGAACGAAUUAGAACUUUCUUUCACAUUGGAAUGUAUCAGUACAGUAGAAGCUCUUAUAGGAUUGGCUGAAUUAUCUAAUCGAGAUCUCUUGCAAGGUAUACAAAUGUUGACAUUAUUAGUUCCAAUUCUAAUCAAUUAUCUCUUGGAAGGUGAUCAACUUCAAAAUGCUUCCAAAUAUCAAAUAACAUUACAUCAGCAAAGUUUUCAAUGGCUAAAUAAAAUAGGACCAAAAUAUCCACAGGAAUUUAAAACAUUAAUGUCUCAAUCGGCGGAGUUAAAAACUAAAUUGGAAAAUGCGGUAAGAUCCAGUCACCAACAAGCAUUAAGGCACUCUAGGCCUAUAGAACCUGUAAAACAUCAAUUCAAGAUGUCCACACCUUCUAUAAAAUUAAAAACAGAUUUUUCUAAUUUUAACUAGCUAUAAUAGUAUAAUCAGGAGUUUCAUAAAUGAUGAUCAUAUAAUAUCUUUUAAUCUUUUAACAUGUUAUCUCCACACACGGUAUAGAACAAAUGUGAUAAUAUAAUUAGCUCUUAAAACUGGAUAACUAAUUGACAAGCAAAAAAAUGAAAUAUCAUCCAGUUAUUUCUUUGAUACAUCUAUGAUAUACUGAUAUCUCACUUACUAUAAAAUUUUAGAUAAAUUCUUCCAACAUAAUUUUUUUCUUAGUAAGAUUCAUGUGUGAUUGUACUUAGAUAAAAAUAAUAUCAGUUUAUAGAAAUUUGAAAAUUAUACAAGAGACGAUUGGAAAAAUAAAUUCAAACUUUGAUAUCUGGCAUUUGUCCAAUACAUUUGUUUGUGACAUCAACGUGAUGCCACCGAAUGGCAUAAUAUGUUGAUAUAUCUAGAAUAUAUUCUAUUCAUUCAAUUAAAUUACAUAAACCAUUGGAUUUUUUGUUGUAGAAGUAUAUAUUACUUUUAAAGUUUACUAUAUUAUACCUAUCAAUAGGAUUAAUUCUUAUAUUAAUUUUUUCCAGUCUUCUCUUCCGAAUUCAAUAAUAUUCUACAUUAGAAAUGAAUUGUAUAUAUUAGGUAUAGAAAAAUUAUCUUUUAUAUCUAGAGAGUAAAUAUUAAUUUACUGUAUAACAUGAUAUCUCUGAAUUUAUAAUUUUAUCUUAUGAUUCAAACUUACAACGUCUACUUGUGUGUCGUGAAAAAAUAAUAGUAAAAGCACAAGAAGAGAUAGAAUAUAGAAUAUUUGUAAGGAAAAAAAAAUAAAAGAAAACAUGAAAAUAUUAUAAUAUUAUGUAACACUUCGUCUUGAAAACUAAUGACCAAUAUCAUGACUAUUGUUCGUGUAUUUUCACAACUGAUAUACGUAUUAAUGUUUUGAUAUAUUUAUUUAUUUAGAAUUCCUAUGAAAUAAAAAUCAUGAUUAGUGGAUUUUGUAAUAAUGUCAAAUUAAAUUAUUUAAUAAUAUGUGACAGGAUUUAUAUAACAGAACUUUUACUUUUAUUAAAUAUCUAUGUAUAUAUUAUACAUCUAUGUAAACCAAAAAAUAAUCAAUGUUCUUGUAUUGUGUAUAAAUUAAUGUCAUUACAAAAUGGCAAAUAUUUACUGAUAUUGAUUAUUUA
Molecule: messenger RNA, 7577 nt
Organism: Polistes canadensis
Lineage: Eukaryota; Metazoa; Arthropoda; Insecta; Hymenoptera; Vespidae
Product: HEAT repeat-containing protein 5B
Exons: 35
Coding region: 148-6423 (2091 amino acids)
Biological process (GO): intracellular protein localization; endocytosis; retrograde transport, endosome to Golgi
Cellular component (GO): Golgi apparatus; endocytic vesicle; membrane
Source: RefSeq, a predicted model, not a curated record